ACAAACUCUAUAAAUAAAAAAUAAUCUGUCAGUUACGUAAAUUUUGUAGGUACGAUUUAUUUUGUAAGAACAAGUGGUCUUUUAGCGAAAAUAGUGCAUGAUUUGAUUUUGUAAAAAUGCAGGCAAUAAAGGCAUUGACGACUUCGGCUCCUUCCACAGUGCUUUCUGUGGUGAAGAAAGGAGCCUUCGCCCCGAUGGUAGAUCAGAUACGUCAAACCCAUUUGCCUGCACCAAACCCGAAGGAGAGACGCCCGUAUUCGCCGUUUCAAGACACUAGUAACAUGGCAGAGUAUGCUGUGGCUAGGCUUGACGAUCUACUGAACUGGGGCAGGAAAGGUUCAAUGUGGCCCAUGACUUUUGGUCUUGCUUGUUGUGCUGUAGAGAUGAUGCACAUUGCUGCGCCCCGAUACGACAUGGACAGAUAUGGUGUUGUAUUCCGUGCCUCACCUCGUCAGUCGGAUGUGAUGAUUGUAGCCGGUACUCUGACCAACAAGAUGGCUCCAGCUCUGAGAAAAGUUUAUGAUCAAAUGCCUGACCCAAGGUGGGUCAUUUCCAUGGGUAGCUGUGCCAAUGGUGGUGGUUAUUACCAUUACUCUUAUUCUGUUGUAAGGGGUUGUGAUCGCAUUGUACCUGUUGAUAUUUAUGUACCCGGAUGCCCACCAACGGCUGAGGCUUUGCUCUAUGGUGUUCUUCAACUACAAAAGAAAGUCAAAAGAAUGAAAACCAUCCAAAUCUGGUACAGGAAGUAAACUACUUAUCUGAUAAAUAGACUAUUCUGUAGAUGAGUUAACUAGACAAUUUUUAAUAUUAUUUAUGCUAAAAUCUUCAAAUCACUGUUAUGCAAUAAAUACAACUCUAGCAGCAAGCAA
This is a messenger RNA of Pectinophora gossypiella (pink bollworm), 869 nucleotides long. RefSeq names its product NADH-quinone oxidoreductase subunit B 2-like. NCBI's taxonomy places the organism in Eukaryota, Metazoa, Arthropoda, Insecta, Lepidoptera, Gelechiidae. The coding region runs from base 117 to 749 and encodes 210 amino acids. Gene Ontology annotation, biological process: mitochondrial respiratory chain complex I assembly; aerobic respiration; electron transport coupled proton transport. The record is from RefSeq and is a predicted model, not a curated record. Gene Ontology annotation, molecular function: quinone binding; NADH dehydrogenase (ubiquinone) activity; 4 iron, 4 sulfur cluster binding. The transcript is spliced from 4 exons.